This is a messenger RNA of Trichoderma aggressivum f. europaeum, 807 nucleotides long. RefSeq lists its product as uncharacterized. Bases 1 to 807 code for a protein of 268 amino acids. The record is from RefSeq and is a predicted model, not a curated record. Lineage: Eukaryota; Fungi; Ascomycota; Sordariomycetes; Hypocreales; Hypocreaceae. The transcript has a single exon.
AUGGCCAUCACGAAUCUCAGCUCUUCAGUUCGCGUCACUCAUGUUGGUACGGCGACGGCCAUCAUUGAGCUCGACAACCUCACCAUCCUCACCGAUCCUUAUUUCUCUCCAGAGGGCACCGAAUGGAUUGGCAAAUCAGGCGCUAAACUGGUCAAUUCAUACCAGCCGUCCCUUGGCCUCGAAGAUCUGCCGCCAAUUGAUCUCAUACUUCUGAGCCACGAAGAUCACAAAGACAAUCUGGACGAUUUGGGCCGCCAGCUUCUCAAUGGGCGUCACGUCUUCACCACCACUGAUGGAGCACGAAACCUUGCUCCACGAAAAGCAGUGCGUGGGAUGAAGCCGUGGGAAACGGUGAGCCUCCAAAUCGGCGGCGGGCCGCGGUAUGAAAUUACAGCAACGCCUUGUCAACAUCUCCCCGGCGGCGAAUGCCUUGGAUUUAUCGUCACCGCAGAGCAUUUUGGUACAUCAGACGGAAAGCCAAAUGCCGUGUACUUCUCCGGCGACACUGUCUACAUAGAGGAACUUGCCAAGAUUAAAGACCGUUUUCACAUUUCUGUUGCCCUAUUCAGUCUCGGCAAGGCCAUGGUUCCUAAACCCGGGGGCGGUCUGCUUCAAAUCACGAUGGAUAGCAAGCAAGCUGUGCAGCUCAUGCGCGAUAUCGAACCAGAUAUUGUUAUACCGUUGCAUUUCGAGGGAUGGAGCUUGUUUAAGGAGGGCAAAAGCGAAAUAGAGAAGGUGGUGAAAGAAGAGGGGGUCGAAGACAAGUUUAAGUUUCUUUCCCCGGGAGUCGAUACCAAGAUUUUGUAA